Messenger RNA from Penicillium expansum, 426 nucleotides. Its product is annotated as ATPase, F0/V0 complex, subunit C. The transcript is spliced from 3 exons. Gene Ontology annotation, molecular function: proton-transporting ATPase activity, rotational mechanism. Gene Ontology annotation, biological process: proton transmembrane transport. Bases 1 to 426 code for a protein of 141 amino acids. The record is from RefSeq and is a predicted model, not a curated record. Gene Ontology annotation, cellular component: proton-transporting V-type ATPase, V0 domain. NCBI's taxonomy places the organism in Eukaryota, Fungi, Ascomycota, Eurotiomycetes, Eurotiales, Aspergillaceae.
AUGCACGACGGAGUCUUCUGGAUAUUGAGUACGCAUGGACAGCCAUUCUUUGGAGCUUUGGGCUGUGCGAGUGCCAUCAUUUUCACGACCUUUGGUGCAGCCUACGGAACUGCCAAGUCUGGCGUUGGGAUUUGCUCCUCGGGGAUCUCGAAACCUGAUCUCAUCGUGAAAAACAUCGUUCCUGUUGUUAUGGCUGGUAUUCUCGGGAUUUAUGGGCUAGUCGUCUCGGUCUUAAUUGCGAACAAUCUCGUUCAAAGAACCCCUCUUUAUACAGGCCUACUUCAACUGGGUGCAGGUCUGGCAGUUGGUCUUUGUGGACUAGCUGCGGGCGAAUUUGCUGAUUAUGAUGAAGGUUUGCGAUCGGAAUUGUUGGUGACGCUGGAGUACGAGGAACAGCUCAGCAGCCUCGGCUUUAUGUUGGCAUGA